GGUGCCCAUACAGGGGGUCUUCAGAAAUGCAACUAUAAUUGAAGUAUAUGGCAACAAUGGGCUUUGUGGGGGAAUCCAAGAGCUGCAAUUGCGCACACGUUCCAAUAAGCAUAGAAAUCGUGUUGUUUUUAAGUUGAUUCUGGCAAUAGGCAUUCCUGCUUUCUCCGUGGUGGUGUUGUCUUUGAUUUCCUUGUGCUGAUUGAGAAAGUCAAUAAAAAAUGUCUUCCCACUUCUACCUUUGGACACUUCUACCAAAAUAUUUCUUAUCAAGAACUACUCAAUGCAACCGAUGGAUUCUCUGAGAUGAAUUUGAUUGGUUCAGGUAAUUUUGGCACUGUCUAUAAAGGAAAGCUUGGUCUCGAUGAAGUCAGUGUCACAGUCAAGGUACUCAACAUGAAAAAGAAGGGAGCGUCCAGAAGCUUCAUCGCUGAAUGCCAAGUCUUAAGGAACAUCCAGCAUCGAAACCUAGUUGAUAUUUUAACUGCUUGCUCAAGUAUUGAUUUUGGGGGCCAAGAUUUCAAACCUUUAGUAUAUGAGUUCAUGCCAAAUGGGAACUUGGACAUAUGGUUGCAUCCAGAAGAUGGGCUCAAGCAGCUGAGAAAUUUAAGCCUUAUUCAGAGAGUAAACAUUGCAAUAGAUGUGGCUUCUGCUUUGCUUUAUCUUCAUCAUGAAUGCCAUAUACCUAUUAUUCACUGUGAUUUAAAGCCAAGCAAUAUUCUUCUCAAUGAUGAGCUGACUGCUCAUAUAAGUGAUUUUGGUUUGGCACGACUCCUUUCAAAAUCGAACAAGCACGCUUUUCCUAGUCAAUUAAGCUCAACUGGGAUUAAAGGAACCAUUGGGUAUGCUGGUCCAGGUACUAUUUCAUGAUUUCUCAUUUGUUUAGUGUCAAAUGAUAAAGGAAAAAGGAAAUAAAGAACAAAAACAAUUGGAUUUUAAUGAUAUUGGAUUUACUUCUA
Messenger RNA from Juglans microcarpa x Juglans regia, 956 nucleotides. Its product is annotated as probable LRR receptor-like serine/threonine-protein kinase At3g47570. Lineage: Eukaryota; Viridiplantae; Streptophyta; Magnoliopsida; Fagales; Juglandaceae. Gene Ontology annotation, molecular function: protein kinase activity; ATP binding. The coding region runs from base 304 to 867 and encodes 187 amino acids. Gene Ontology annotation, biological process: protein phosphorylation. The transcript has a single exon. The record is from RefSeq and is a predicted model, not a curated record.